Polistes dominula (European paper wasp) is the source of this 2358-nucleotide messenger RNA. It is a transcript of the gene Eaat-2, whose product is annotated as excitatory amino acid transporter 2. Gene Ontology annotation, biological process: L-glutamate transmembrane transport. The record is from RefSeq and is a predicted model, not a curated record. Lineage: Eukaryota; Metazoa; Arthropoda; Insecta; Hymenoptera; Vespidae. Gene Ontology annotation, molecular function: neutral L-amino acid transmembrane transporter activity; L-glutamate transmembrane transporter activity; glutamate:sodium symporter activity. Gene Ontology annotation, cellular component: plasma membrane.
UCGUUUAUAUAUAUAUAUACAUAUAUAUUGUUUUAUAUCAAACGAAACGUAGUCGCAUUUGCUCCCUUCGGUUCAUUCGGUGCCGUGUGACCCGCACUCAUGAGUGCCUUCUUCCUGUGAACAUCGUUCCCUCUCUAUUCCUCUCUAACUCCUCUCUCUCUCUCUCACCCCCUCGUCCCCCUCUGGAUACCUUCUCUCCUCUGUCCUCUCCUGUUCUCUAAUCGGCUUCCUGGAUGGGACACAUUAUCUGCCUGAUUGUAGAUCUCAACGUAGAGAUAUCUAGCGAAACCACAGGAUUUCUGUCAUAAGCUUCUCAGUUCGCAGUUCAUCGUGCGUAAAAGGCCCCAUUUGUCAAUUGAAACGAUCGUGAUCGUUUUCAAAGAACGCGUUACAACGAUGCAAGAAGCGGGAUGACAUCGAUUAAAAUCUUCAUUAACGUUCCUGGUAUCCAGAGAAGAAAAGCCGAAGGAUUUCUGUAGCAGUGAAACAUUUUGAAAAUAAUAAAUAAUAAAAUGUCGCUGGGACAAAGAUUGUCUGGUGCAGUUGCGGUCUUGCGCGGAACUUCCGUACCGCCUGCCAAAGAGAGUCAUACAUCGGAAACUGAGCAGAUCGAGAAGAUGCCGUCCGAGAGCGAGAUUGAAAGCAAAAAGCGAGUUGAGGUCACACCUCUCGAUAGAUUACAGGCGGUGGUUGAUUGGAUGGCUGAAAACAUGCUCCUCGUCUUAACUAUCGUCGCUGUUCUCGUCGGCUUGGGUCUUGGAUUUUUAGGUCGAUUGCUCGAACUAUCACCCCAGUCAAUAAUGCUCGUCAGCUUUCCAGGAGAGAUUCUCAUGCGUCUAUUGAAAAUGUUUGUUCUGCCACUUAUUACUUCGUCCCUAAUAACAGCAAUGGCUCAACUAGAUGUGAGAAGUUCUGGAAGAAUUGGUUUUAGGGCUUUAGCGUAUUACACCGUGACAACUAUACUUGCUGCUAUGGUUGGUAUCGCUAUGGUUUUGUUAAUACAUCCUGGUGACCCAAGAAUCAAAAACAUUAUCGUUUUGCCGUCAUCGGAAGAUACUACAGUUUCAACACUCGAUGCUUUACUGGAUAUCGUCAGAAACAUGGUACCAGAAAAUCUGGUGCAAGCCUGCUUCCAACAGGUUCAAACUUCUUACGUAAAGAAAAAAGUAUUGCUGGUUGGAAGUACGAAUCAGAGUCAUCUUGUUUCGGAACCAAUAUUGGUAUACAAGGAUGGUACAAAUGUCAUGGGUAUGAUUAUAUUUUGUAUAACUUUUGGUGUCAUCGCAGGACAAUUAGGAUCAAAAGGAAAAAUUAUGACUGAUUUCUUUGCCAUUCUCAAUGAAAUCGUCAUGAAGUUCGUCGGUAUUAUUAUUGUCUGGUUCUCACCAUUUGGAAUAAUGUGUUUAAUAGCUGGAAAAAUAAUGUCUAUCGUAAAUCUUGCCGCUACUGCACAAAUGUUAGGAUUGUAUAUGAUUACCGUUAUAUUAGGUUUAUUAAUACACGCAAUAAUUACCUUACCAUUGAUCUUUUGGUUAAUAACACGUAAAAAUCCUGCUGUUUUCUUCGCGGGUAUGAUGCAAGCAUGGGUUACGGCUUUGGGAACUGCAUCAAGUGCUGCAACUUUACCCAUUACAUUCCGAUGUCUCGAACAAAACAACAAAAUUGAUUCACGUAUUACGCGGUUCGUUGUAUCGGUAGGAGCUACCGUAAAUAUGGAUGGUACUGCACUUUAUGAAGCUAUAGCUGCGAUAUUCAUUGCACAGAUGAAUGCACGACCGUUAGGUAUUGGUGAAGUUAUAACAGUCAGUUUAACAGCUACCUUAGCUAGCAUAGGAGCAGCAAGUAUACCAAGUGCUGCAUUGAUUACCAUGUUGUUGGUAUUAACAGCCCUUAAUUUACCUACCGACGAUAUUUCUUUACUUUUUGCUGUAGAUUGGAUAUUAGAUCGAAUUCGAACUUCCAUCAAUGUAUUAGGUGAUGGAUAUGGUGCCGGUAUAGUUUAUCAUUUAAGUAAAGGAGAACUCGAGAAAAUGGACGAAGAAAGAAAGUUGGAAGGACUUGAAACAGGUUCACCGUUAGAAGAUAUAACUGAUAAGUGUCAAGAAGAAAUUGUAUCGGAAGAUCAACAAAUUUCCGAGACGAAAAUUUGAAAAAAAAAAAGACAUCUUUUUCUUUUAAUGAAGAAUUAUGUUUUUUUUUUUUCUCCAAAUAAGUGUUCGUCUAUAUAUUAAAUAUAUAGUAUAUAGGCACUGCUAUAAAAUCGAGAUAUGUACAUUUAUAAUGUACAUAAUUGAUUUUAUUAUAUCUUCCAUCGCUUUCCUUUCCAUUGUUCUAUACAAUAAAAACAUUUUCCGCUAU